Molecule: messenger RNA, 900 nt
Organism: Triticum aestivum (bread wheat)
Lineage: Eukaryota; Viridiplantae; Streptophyta; Magnoliopsida; Poales; Poaceae
Source: RefSeq, a predicted model, not a curated record
UGCCGUCUUACCUUCUCGUCCCUGUUACGUCGUUCCUGUUCCACUCGACAGAAAAUUCCCGAUCGGGCAACCAGAUGGAAGCCGACGCCGCCUCCUCGCUCAACCCCCCGGCGCCAGAGGAAGCCUCACAAGAGGAUCCCUCGCCAGCGCGCUUCUCCUCCACCGGCGCGGCUGCCCCCGCGACCACGGUGACGUCUCCCGGGGCAAGGGAGGUGGCGGCGGCGAUGGAGGCAGUGGAGCGAGACGCCGCCGCCAUCGCCGAGAGCUACGCCUCCCUAUUCGCCUCCCUCCGCAUCACACUUUCCAACGUUACCUCGACGUCAGCCGAUAACAUGGAGUGCUUGGGCGAAGUUGUAGGCCGCCUCCAGGAGUCAGCACUUGAAGCGUCUUCCAGAGGCAAUAAGUACAUCCAUUCAUGCCUGAGGUUAAAUGAGGAAAUGCGAGGCUUGGAAAGCCUAAGUAUGCAGCUAAAGAUUAUGCGGAAGAUCGUUGAUUCACUAGAUUUGGCUGUUGAUCGGCUGCUCCACCUCCCGUAGUUCAUGCAUCUAUCAGUAGCUUCUACAAGGAACUUCUGAUGAAAUUUAUAUUCACCAAUUAGCUGUCACAUUUGAAGAGGCAACCAACUACUGUAAAUCUGAAGUGGCGUGUACAAGCAACGGAGAAGUUUUCCUCUUCCACGACAUGACAAAAUUCUCCCAACUCUUUGACUUUAUUGUUCUUCCUUAUGUGUAUUUGUAUUUGUUGAGAAAUAACUAUUUGCAACUCUUCCAUCCUUUAUCUGCUUGCAUAUCUGUGUCUCGGGUUGUGUUUGUAGAGUGGGUCAUUCAACCUAUGGACACAAAUGUUGUUUUUCUCUGUAAGAGGAAGAAAGAUCAAUAAAUAUACUUUAUUUUUAUAACA